Rhododendron vialii is the source of this 1997-nucleotide messenger RNA. Its product is annotated as 3,9-dihydroxypterocarpan 6A-monooxygenase-like. NCBI's taxonomy places the organism in Eukaryota, Viridiplantae, Streptophyta, Magnoliopsida, Ericales, Ericaceae. The transcript has 3 exons. The record is from RefSeq and is a predicted model, not a curated record. Gene Ontology annotation, molecular function: iron ion binding; oxidoreductase activity, acting on paired donors, with incorporation or reduction of molecular oxygen, NAD(P)H as one donor, and incorporation of one atom of oxygen; heme binding. Gene Ontology annotation, cellular component: membrane. Bases 38 to 1621 code for a protein of 527 amino acids.
UCCAAUUCGAGUUCUAUUUUCCAUAAACCAAAAAGCCAUGGCUUCCACCGGCACCACCAGCACCUACGAUUUCCAAUUCUACGCCUUGGCCGCCUCCGUUUGCUUUAUUUCCACCCUCCUCCUCCGCUCCCUAAAGAACCGCCGCUCGAAAUCCAAACCCGCCUUGAACCACCCUCCAAGCCCGCCCCGGCUCCCGAUCAUCGGCCACAUCCACUUGCUAGGCGCCGUGCUGCCCAAAUCCCUCCAGAGCCUGGCCUCCGAGUAUGGCGGGAUAAUGAAGCUCGCCUUCGCUUCGCAGUCGGCCAUCGUCGUGUCUAACGAGACCUUUGCUAGAGAAAUGUUGAAAAACCAUGAACUGAGCUUCGUUUCGCGGCCGAGCUUCGGAGCCUCCGAUUUCAAUAUCUAUGAAGGAUCCGAGUUCGUCAAUGCAGAGUAUGGAACGUACUGGCGAUUCAUGAAGAAGCUCUGCAUGACGGAGCUCCUCUCGGCCCCGCAAAUCAACAAGUUCGUCGACAUCCGGCGGGAGGAGAUGAUGAGGCUCGUCGGGGUCCUCGUCGACUCCUCGUCCAAACGGGCGGCGGUCGACCUUGGCGAGGAGCUCAUGGUCAUGACCAACAACGUCAUCUGCCGGAUGGCCAUGAGCACGCGGUGCUCGUCAAGCGCGGACGAGAGCAAGGAGAUCCGGAGGCUGGUGAAGGGGAUCCUGGACCUGGCGCCCAAGUUCAGCCUGGGGGAGCUGCUGGGGCCGCUGGGGAAGCUGGACCUGUUCGGGUACGGGAAGAAACUGAAGGAGCUGAUGAGCCAGUUCGACGACCUGGCGGAGAGGAUCAUGAGGGAGCACGAGGAGAGGAGAGAGAGUAAGGAGGAGAGAGAGAGGAGGGACAUGAUGGAUAUCUUGUUGGAGAUUUCCGGGGAUGGGAGUGCUGAAGUGAAGAUUACUAGGAAAGACAUCAAGUCUUUCUUGAUGGAACUCUUCAUGGCGGGCACAGAGACAGUGAGUGUGGCCUUGCAAUGGACACUGGCCGAGCUCAUCAACCAUCCAGAGGUGUACAAGAAGCUCAGAGAUGAGAUUCGGACCGUCGUCGGAUCCGAUAGGCUAGUCGAGGAAUCGGACGUACCGAACCUUCCUUACUUGCAAGCCGUUGUCAAAGAAGGCCUCCGGUUACACGCCCCAGCGCCGAUGAUCUUCCGAAAAGCGAGGGAAGACUGCAAGAUCCUCGGCUACGAUAUACCGGAGAAUUCGAGGAUCAUAUUCAACGUGUACGCGAUCAUGCGGGACCCGAACUCGUGGGAAGAACCGACGAGGUUUGUGCCGGAGAGGUUCUUCGUCGGCUCCGGCACGGAGAAGCAUUACUUGAAUCAGGUGGACAUCAAGGGCCGGACGUUCAAUUACCUACCGUUCGGGAGCGGACGGAGAGGGUGCCCCGGGUCGUCGCUGGCGUCCACAGUGAACCAUUUGACAGUCGCGACGUUGGUCCAGUGCUUUGAUUGGAAGAUCAAGGGCGGGGACAAGUUUGACAUGGCGGAAGGAUCAGGGCUCUCGUCGGGCGUGGCAAAUCCCAUAGUGUGUUAUCCCAACACGCACUUUAAUCCAGGGGACGAUGCUAUCCCCACCGAGUGACCGUCACAUCAGUUGAUAUCAAUAUAACUUUUUAAAAUUUGUCAUGUUGGGCGCUCCAACGGUUAGGAAAGUACUAUGGAUGUCGUGCCCGAGGAGGACGGACGGACUCGAAAUCCUCUUCUAUCGUUUUUCAAAGGAGGGAACAAAAAUAAUGAAUCUCAAAUAAGAACGUAGUAUGAGCUUGGCUCGUUUGGUUUAGGACAGAUUCGAGUCCAUGGGUCCGUUCUUGUAUUGACGUUUACUCUUUUUUUUGGUAAGUGAGAUCCCUGUAUUUCUUCUUGUCUUGAAGUUUUGCCUCGUACUAAGACUUCAUUUUCCACCUGUUGUACCAUUAUAUUGCACUAAAGGGAUACAACAAUGCUAUCUCCGCCACUCA